Messenger RNA from Lobosporangium transversale, 1088 nucleotides. RefSeq lists its product as hypothetical. The transcript has a single exon. The record is from RefSeq and is a predicted model, not a curated record. Bases 156 to 836 code for a protein of 226 amino acids. Lineage: Eukaryota; Fungi; Mortierellomycota; Mortierellomycetes; Mortierellales; Mortierellaceae.
CUCAGCAAACUCAAAAACCAAGGCAAAGCCUUCAUUCUUCACCCUUCCGCUAUUCACUAGCCCUCACUUCCAGCUUUUUACAAGCCUUUCUUAUUCCUCUUUGCGCUCCCUCAACUCCCACAAUCAAGCAUAUUCUUUCCUCUCUUCUUUCAACUAUGAUGUUCAAGAGCUCCAUCCUUGCUAUGGCUGUCGCCUGCUUGACCGUCCUCUCCGUCGCUCCCUCUACUGAGGCCCACGUUGGUUUGUUGCGUCCCUGCGCCCGUGGAAGCCCUCGUGCGGGCUGCCCUCCCCCUUCCAAGGGUCAAGUGAUAGACUAUGAUCUCAACGCUCCCAUUGGUGUCCAUGGCAGCAAGAAUGCUCCUCUGUGCAAACAGACAGCUCCCUCGGCCACUCGCACGACGGUGAAGGCCGGCUCGAAAUUGAGGACUACCUACUCUAUUGGUGCCUCUCACGGUGGUGGGCACUGCCAGUGGGCCCUUUCAUACGACAAUAAAAACUGGGUCGUACUUUAUACCAAGGAAGGUGAUUGCCUCAAGGGUGCCGCCGGUGGUGGUGACUACUCUGUCUCAGUCCCAAUCCCUAAGAAUGCUCCUAAUGGCAAGGCUACCUUUAUGUGGUUGUGGAACAAUGCCGUCGGUAACCGUGAGCUCUACUCCAACUGUGCUGAUAUUAUAAUCACCGGUGGCUCCAACGGCGGCAAGCUCAAGGGUGUUGCUCCUUUAAUUGCCAACUAUGGCCAAAGCCCACUUAUUCCUGAGUUCGGAUUUGGGGGUGAUGACAAGCGAUCCGAGUUCGCUAAGCGCAAACCUAUCACAAUUAGCGGUCCCAAGAACUAAAAAAAAAAAAAAGAAGGAAAGAAAAACCAACAUACCCUCCAACCAUCCUCAUUAAUAAGAACAUUAUGAACAUUCAAAUCGUCAAAAUCUCAAUUUGUACCAUUAACAUGCGCAGGCAACGCGUAAAACAAGAUGGCUGAGACAAGAGUAUCUCCUCGGCAGGCCGCGGUGCUUUUAUUGACAUACAAUCUCAAGCCUUCCUACUACAUUUUUACAUUCUCUCACAAAGUUUAUAAGUGUAUAUAAUAAAAC